Messenger RNA from Engraulis encrasicolus (European anchovy), 2390 nucleotides. RefSeq names its product NACHT, LRR and PYD domains-containing protein 4F-like. The transcript is spliced from 3 exons. The coding region runs from base 310 to 2280 and encodes 656 amino acids. Gene Ontology annotation, cellular component: cytoplasm. Gene Ontology annotation, biological process: regulation of apoptotic process. The record is from RefSeq and is a predicted model, not a curated record. NCBI's taxonomy places the organism in Eukaryota, Metazoa, Chordata, Actinopteri, Clupeiformes, Engraulidae.
UUUCGCAGUAUAAUGUAAUUCGACAGUGCCAUUUAUUCACUCUCGUCUCACAUAAAAAGUAGAACGAACGUGUAUAAAGGUGGAGAAAAAAGGAUAGCCCCAUUGGUGAAACUCUGUGGACUAUCCAUUCGCUGCUGUUGAAGUCAGUGAAAAUCGCGGCACUCGCUGAACAGUAAGGCCUACUGGAUAUGUGACAACACCGGUGUUUCCUUGUUGUCCUCUGGACGUAGGAGAACUGUCACUUAAAAUGUGUGAGGUGCAAUACUGAGGAAGAUGACUUGAGUACCUACUGUAAGCUAUGCCUGCAACAUGGCCUGUACAAAACAUUCAGCGGUGGACUAUCUGAGAAACGCUCGGGUUCUGCUGAUCGAGCACCUCAAGAAUCAGGCACUCAUUGUUGACAAGCUUAAAGAGCUAAAGGUAUUCAACUUUGACAAUGGCAGAGCCGUCAUGUCAGAAAAGAAUCCCUCGGACCAGAGCAGGAAAAUUAUAGACUUUGCCACCAACAAGGGUGAAGAGGCAAGCUAUUUAUUGCUCAGGAUUUUAGAUGGUGAAAAGGGCAGAACUUUACCAAAAGAUGCCACUCCUGACCUACAUCAGUGGAUCAGCUGCUUUCCCUUCAGACAGGAGCCAGAAAUGGAGCCCACAGGUUCCAAACCUUGUCAACGAUACCAACAUCAGCUCAAAGAGAAAGCCAAGGUCAUACUCAGAAAUCACUCAAAGCAAUCAAAAUCCCUCCUUACUGAAAGUGGAAGGUUUGUGUAUGCACCACUUGUACUUGACACAGAUGACCAGAGAUGUCCAGUGAUGACUAAAAUUAAACAGAAAAGCAAAAAGUACAAGGUACCUCGCACUAAGAAACUGAAUGCCUACAUUCCUUUGAAAGACGCUCAGAAAUCUCCUAAAGAUCUGCUGACAAAUGAGCAAGAUAUUUUGCUCCCUGGGAAACCAGGAAUAGGAAAGACAACCGUCACCAUGGAAAUGAUCAACCUCUGGACUAACAUGGAAAACAGAAAAUUGAACUAUAUGUUCUACUUUGAUGAGACACUCCCUGACAUGUCAAAGUCAACAAGUCUAGAAUCUCUGCUGUUUGCAUAUGUUGAGCCACGUUUAGAUAGAGAAGAGGUCCUGCAAGAUAUCAAGGAAAACUCUGAACAUGUCAUCGUAAUAUUUGAUGGUGUCAAAGAUGUACCGUUCAACUCAAUCCUGUAUAAAAUACUGACCAAAGAACUUCUCCCAGAGGCCAAGGUUGUAUUAACCUGCCGACCAGAGCACGAGGAGGUGCUUCCAGAGUGGAGUGCUUGCAGAGUAUGCGUGCAGGGUUUCAAUGCGCAAUCACUCCAGAUUUACUUGUCUGACGUACUUCAAGAUAAACCUGAUGCACUGAGAUUGAUUAUGGGGAAUCUAGAGCUGCGUAGCCUUUGUCAUGUCCCCAUGCAUGCAUAUAUGGUUGCUGCCUGCAUGCUGUUUCCUAGUGAUGAAGUUCCUAACUUGUGCACAGCAACAACUAUCUACCUACACAUUUUUCGCCAUAUACUGAUGAAAUGUAAGCAACUGACCCAGUUUAAUCACUUAAUUCAGCGCAGCAAAGAAGAGAUACUGCACUUGUGCAAACUUAGUUUCAGCGCAAUGAAACAGCGGACCAUACUCCUAGAGGAUUGUGAAGACAACAACAUUGAGCGUAAUUUUCUGAAUCAACUUACUUUCAGGGAUAGCCCAACAUCUUCAGAAACACGGUGCAGUUUCCUCCACAACACUAUGCAAGAAUUUUUUGCAGCUCUUUGGCUGGUUGCUAACCCAGGGGAAAUAGAUGGAGUUCUGGCCAACUGUAGGAAAGAUGAGGAGAAACACAUGAGGCACGUGAUCUCCUUUCUGAGUGGCCUUUUCUCUGAGAAAAAUGUCUCUUUACUGAAGUGCCUGAUACCAGCAGAGGACAUAACAAAAGCAUCCCAUGGAUUCCAUCAGAAACUUUUUAGCUCAUUUCUGCAUCCCUCUACAGACCACGGACAAGAGGAUACACCAUAUGACAGCCGCGAAGACUUUAUCUUUCUCUGUCAGUGCCUAUUUGAAAUGCAGUCCCAUCAGGCAUGUUCUGUGUUCCUCAACAAAAUCAGAUGCUGUUUUGACUUUGGGGAUGGAUGUCUUGACCCUUAUCAGUGCUGUGCCAUGUCGUACAUCAUCAAGCAAUCAAGAGACAAGGUUGUUUUAGAACUGGCAAAUUGUGAUAUUUCUGAAGAAAUGAUCAAGAUGAUUUGUAGCUGCCAUCAGCACAUUAAGUAAGUAAUACAUUGUAAGUGCUAGUGUUGCCAAAACAUUGUGUUGUUUGCAGAUUUCUGAUUGCCAUUCACUUUUUUCAGUGUUGAUUCCAGCUUUUUACUAACAAUCUCAAU